Messenger RNA from Eurypyga helias (sunbittern), 1899 nucleotides. It is a transcript of the gene CRY1, whose product is annotated as cryptochrome circadian clock 1. Gene Ontology annotation, molecular function: FAD binding; DNA binding. Lineage: Eukaryota; Metazoa; Chordata; Aves; Eurypygiformes; Eurypygidae. Gene Ontology annotation, cellular component: cytoplasm; nucleus. Gene Ontology annotation, biological process: entrainment of circadian clock by photoperiod; circadian regulation of gene expression; negative regulation of DNA-templated transcription. The transcript has 12 exons. The record is from RefSeq and is a predicted model, not a curated record. The annotation marks the transcript as partial.
AUUCCUGCUUCAGUGUCUUGAGGAUCUUGAUGCCAACCUACGGAAACUGAAUUCACGUUUGUUUGUUAUUCGUGGACAGCCAGCAGACGUUUUCCCCAGACUUUUUAAGGAAUGGAAUAUUGCAAAACUUUCUAUUGAGUACGAUUCUGAACCAUUUGGGAAGGAGAGAGAUGCGGCGAUUAAGAAGCUGGCUAGUGAAGCUGGAGUGGAGGUCAUUGUCCGAAUUUCCCAUACAUUAUACGACCUAGACAAAAUAAUAGAAUUAAAUGGAGGCCAGCCGCCUCUUACCUACAAGCGAUUCCAGACCCUAAUUAGUAGAAUGGAACCACUGGAGAUGCCGGUGGAGACUAUAACCCCAGAAGUAAUGGAAAAAUGUACUACUCCGGUAUCUGAUGACCAUGAUGAGAAAUACGGUGUCCCAUCACUUGAAGAGCUAGGUUUUGACACAGAUGGUCUGCCUUCUGCAGUGUGGCCAGGGGGAGAAACAGAAGCUCUCACACGUUUGGAAAGACAUUUAGAACGAAAGGCUUGGGUAGCAAACUUUGAAAGACCACGAAUGAAUGCAAAUUCCCUUCUGGCAAGCCCUACGGGGCUUAGUCCCUACCUCCGCUUUGGCUGUUUGUCCUGUCGUCUCUUUUAUUUCAAGUUAACGGAUCUGUACAAAAAGGUAAAAAAGAACAGCUCCCCUCCCCUCUCCCUCUAUGGCCAGCUGUUAUGGCGUGAAUUUUUCUACACAGCGGCAACUAACAAUCCACGGUUUGAUAAAAUGGAGGGGAAUCCUAUCUGUGUUCAAAUCCCAUGGGAUAAGAAUCCUGAGGCUUUGGCCAAAUGGGCAGAAGGCAGGACAGGUUUUCCUUGGAUUGAUGCGAUUAUGACACAGCUCCGUCAAGAAGGUUGGAUUCACCAUUUAGCCCGGCAUGCUGUAGCGUGCUUUUUGACUCGAGGUGACCUCUGGAUUAGCUGGGAAGAAGGAAUGAAGGUCUUUGAAGAGCUCUUACUGGAUGCAGAUUGGAGUGUGAAUGCUGGAAGCUGGAUGUGGCUAUCCUGCAGUUCCUUCUUUCAGCAGUUUUUUCACUGCUACUGUCCAGUGGGUUUUGGCAGAAGAACUGACCCAAAUGGGGAUUAUAUCAGACGUUAUUUGCCAGUACUUAGAGGUUUCCCUGCAAAAUACAUCUAUGACCCUUGGAAUGCCCCAGAGAGCAUCCAGAAGGCUGCAAAAUGUAUUAUAGGAGUUAAUUAUCCCAAACCAAUGGUAAAUCAUGCAGAGGCAAGCCGUCUGAAUAUUGAGAGGAUGAAACAAAUCUACCAGCAGCUUUCACGAUACAGAGGACUGGGUCUUCUUGCAACAGUGCCUUCUAACCCAAAUGGAAAUGGAAAUGGUGGCCUAAUGAGCUACUCGCCAGGAGAAAGCAUUUCUGGUUGUGGCAGUACAGGAGGAGCUCAGCUGGGAACUGGUGAUGGUCAUACAGUUGUUCAGCCAUGUGCCCUGGGAGAUUCUCACACAGGAGCAAGUGGAAUUCAGCAGCAAGGUUACUGUCAAGCAAGUAGUAUCUUACACUAUGCUCAUGGAGACAAUCAGCAGUCACACUUACUGCAAGCAGGAAGAACGGCCCUUGGUACUGGCAUUAGUGCAGGGAAACGCCCAAAUCCAGAAGAAGAAACUCAGAGCGUUGGACCAAAAGUCCAGCGACAGAGCACAAAUUAAACUGGUAAGAGCUGAGACACCUUCACGCUGUCCUGUUAAUGAGUAAAUUCCUGUAUGGAUUUUGUGUUUAUGCAAUGUUCAUGUCGCUGCGGUGCAAAGGAUCCUGAAAUACUGCUGUAAAUAUUUCAGUUCCAGGUACCAUACUAACAAACAAUACAAACUCCUGGCUCUAGAGUAUGAAACAAGAAGUAGUU